This is a messenger RNA of Cuscuta campestris, 1605 nucleotides long. The record is from the annotation of a GenBank genome assembly. Lineage: Eukaryota; Viridiplantae; Streptophyta; Magnoliopsida; Solanales; Convolvulaceae.
CACUUCCUCUCGCGCGUCUCUUGAGUUUCACCGGUCAAGCUCCUCUCUCUUGCUUUCCAGCCCUCCGAGCCAAGUAAGCUCCUUUCUUUUCUUCAUUAACUCUUCUUCGUUUUUGUUCCCGGUCAAUGUCUUCUUUUGAUAGUCAGGGUAUUUCUUCCUUGGAUGCCUACGCAUCCGAGGAAUCCUCAACCUCUUCUUCUUCAACCAGGUCAUCUCUAUCCGGUUCUAAACCCUGGUCGGUUCCCAACACCACCGUCCCUGAACCGCAGCCUGUUAACCAAUUGCCCGGUCAGGUUUUUCAGGAGAGGGAUGAACCGGUUGACGAUGAGCCAGCUCCCUAUGACCCUGAUAACGAGUCAUAUGAGGAAUUGGUGAACCGGCUGGAAGCGGCCAGUUACUUUCCCCUCCCUACUAGCUACCCCUCAGACAUCUACCCCCAUGUUUCCAAGAUUGCCCAAAACAAGGCCCGUAGGAAUCUCCCGGAGGAGUAUGUCCUUGAAUUCGACCCCAGGUGGCCGAAUAUUAUCGAGCCUCACCGGGAUGAUAGAAUAGGCUUCCAUAUUAUUUCUUUGGAGAGUGGCACCGUCUUCCCCCUCUGUCCCCUCCUGGUUGAAUUAUGCCAGUGCUUUAAAAUCCUUCCCGGGCAGAUUACGCCCAAUGCCCACCGUUUCCUCAACGCCUUUGUAAAUAUCUGCGUUGAACUUAAGAUCGACCCUUCCCUUCGCCUGUUUCUCUUCUUGUUUGAAGUCCUUCCCGAUAUGAAUUUCAGGUCUUUCACCAUCCCGAAGAAGACCGGCGGCCCUUCCACCUCUGCCCCCAAAACCGUACCGGUCCGGCAGGAACCAGUGGAGAUCCAUUCCGAGGAGGGGACUCCUCCGACCGGGAAGACCGGUCAGGCCGGGAAGACCACGGUAAACCCUCCCCUAGACAAGGGGAAGGGAAAGGUCCGAACCAAGCAUGCCGCCACCACCCAUCCCUCAGCGAAAAGGAGAAGGGGAGAAAACGCCCCGGCCACAGAGUCGUUAGAGGAGCUUUGGGUCAAGAUGGGGCAGAAGCUGAAGGAGGUAAUAUUUGCCCGGCACUUUUUCUUGAAUUUGCUACUUGUCUGUCGCACUAACCGGUACAUUUUCGUUUUGCAGAUGAGCGAGGUUGGGCCUGAUGUCCUGGAGCAGCUCGCCAAUGAUUCUCCUUCCCGGUCACCCCAAUUGGAGGAAAAGCUGAAGAGGUCCGAAGCACACAACCAGGAGCUUCCGGAUCUAACAACCCUCCAGCUUGAGGAGAUGGACAACCUCUCUAGGAUGGCCGGGGCAGCUCAGGAUGAAAUCCUCCGAUUGAAGGAGGAGAACCUAAAGCUGAUGGAGGAUUUGGACUCCAAGGAGUGAGAGUUUCCCGGUUGAGCUCGCCAGUGGAUGGGGGAGAACCUAGAGGAGGUCGCCCGGUUGGUCACCUCCGAUCAAGAGAAGACGGUGGAGGCCUUCAAGCUGAUCUACCGGGAGGAGCAAGGAAAGGAGAUGAUCACCCAGAUCGGCUCCUAUGGUUUCAUGUCCGGGCAAAAACGAGACCGGGAGGCUACCCAUGCAAUCUUGGCUAAGCGGGACUCGACCU